UUUCACUCUGAAGCGCUACACAACUUUGCACCUGAAUGAAUGCCAAACCUCUGUGGAUAUAUAAAGGGAAACUUGAGGAGGAAUUUCACAGAGUGCAGAAGCAGAGGAAAAAGAAUUAACUAGCUCUUCAGCCAGGCAAAUCAUCUACUCACCAUGUUUCCUCCUGCCAUUCAUUUCUAUCUCAUCCCCCUUGCAUGCAUCCUAAUGAAAAGCUGUUUGGCUUUUAAAAAUGAUGCCACAGAAAUCCUUUAUUCACAUGUAGUUAAACCUGUUCCAGCACACCCCAGCAGCAACAGUACGUUGAAUCAAGCCAGAAAUGGAGGCAGGCAAUUCAGUAACACUGGAAUGGAUCGAAACACUCGUGUUCAAGUGGGUUGCCGGGAGCUGCGUUCCACCAAAUAUAUCUCAGAUGGUCUGUGCACCAGCAUCAGCCCUCUGAAGGAGCUGGUGUGUGCUGGUGAGUGCUUGCCUCUGCCAGUGCUCGCCAACUGGAUCGGGGGAGGCUAUGGAACAAAGUACUGGAGCAGGAGGAGCUCCCAGGAGUGGAGAUGUGUCAAUGACAAAACACGCACCCAGAGGAUCCAGCUGCAGUGCCAAGAUGGCAGCACCCGCACCUACAAAAUCACGGUGGUCACCGCCUGCAAGUGCAAGAGGUACACCAGGCAGCACAACGAGUCCAGUCACAACUUUGAGAGUGUGUCGCCUGCAAAGCCAGCUCUGCAUCACAGAGAACGGAAAAGAGCUAGCAAAUCCAGCAAGCACAGCAUGAGUUAAAACUCAAACUCUCAACACUGGACUGACUAGUAACCAUCUGCUUUACAGAUUCGAUUGCUUGGAGACUCAAGCCUGCCAUUGUUAUUUUCUCACUUGAAAAUAUAUGCUUUCUUCUUUGAUCAAACCCAGCAAGCUGUCCUAAGUGUCAGGACCUUCUUUGGAGAUAGUUUUUCCUUUUUAAGUUUUGCAAGAUGUAUGUAUAUCCAUGAGUGCAAUUUUCUUUUAAAUUCCAUGCAUUUUGUAGCUUUAAUUCCCCUGUGGUUCUUAAAAGACUGGUGGUACUAUAUAUAUAUGUAUAUUAUAUAUAUAUAAUUAAAUCAUUACUUUUUUAAAAAGAAAAGGGCCUCUCAGUUACCUUCCACCCCUCAACCUGUGUGCUACCCAGACACACAAACCUUCAAAACUGAAAAGUUAAAAAAAAAAGUUGCUGUGACUCUUCACAGUAACAUUUCCGAAAGGUGCUUUUUUCUGUUAAUUUUCAUGGGAACAGUUUAACAGCCGUGAGUGAUCUCCCUUUGAAAGAGACUUAAAAUGCUUGUGACAUUUUACUUCAAAAUUAAGCCCUGUAGCUUUAUGCAAUCACAUAGUAUGAAAUUAUACCCUGCAUGCUGACCCUCACUUGUAAUGGAAUGCCAGAAAUGCAUGGCAGCAGCUAAUAAGUAAAGCUGAUUAUUUAUUUGUCAAUGUUAUUAUUUAAUUAGCUUUCACAUGUGAUUUUUUUAAAAUGUUAAUUUUUAUGUUUUGAAGCUUUUUCAUGUACCUACAAAUUUUCCUAUAUGAUUUGUGGUUGAUUUAGAAAUAUGAGAAUACAUUUUGUAGAUAUGUAAAAUAAAUAUUUUAGUCUCCUUAUUACAUAUAUGUUUCAUCAUGAACUUUGUCAAUAAUAUGGCUCCUUUUUAAAUCAAUACGAUUCUUUGUAAAGCUGAAAUAUGUAAUAUUUUCUUGUUUGAUCUGUACAGUCAGAAGAAAACUUGACCUUCAAUUCCACUGGUUUCUCUUAACAAAAAUAAAUACUGGUAAAAGUUAUUGUCCUUGCCUCUGACAUAAAAAGGGACAUGUUUGCAAAAAUUGAGGAAUAAA
This is a messenger RNA of Choloepus didactylus (southern two-toed sloth), 1854 nucleotides long. RefSeq names its product sclerostin domain containing 1 (gene SOSTDC1). The record is from RefSeq and is a predicted model, not a curated record. Gene Ontology annotation, molecular function: BMP binding. Gene Ontology annotation, biological process: negative regulation of Wnt signaling pathway; negative regulation of BMP signaling pathway. The transcript is spliced from 2 exons. NCBI's taxonomy places the organism in Eukaryota, Metazoa, Chordata, Mammalia, Pilosa, Megalonychidae. Bases 154 to 774 code for a protein of 206 amino acids.